AGCAGUUAUCCUCAUGAGAUCAGACAUCGUGCAGAAGCGAUAUGAAUAUCUGUCGUAAUGAUUAAAAAUCGUCAGUCCGAGAACCCAAAAUGUGUUGUCUACACAGAUGAAACGUGGGUCGAUAGUUAUGCUAGAACUGGAAAAGGCUGGGUUAUUAAGUCAUUUCAUGAAGCGGCUUUAUACUCCUUCCAAAACCCGAAAAUUUCUAGAGGACCACGUAUCAUUGUGAUGCAUGCAGGUGGAGAGGAUGGAUUCGUACCUGGCGCUAUGAAGGUAUAUCCAGUAUCAAAGAAGAAAGUCCUGAUGGAUUACCACGCAAACGUUAACGGUGUCGCUUACAUGGCUUGGUGGAAGGAUCUUAAUCAAAAGAUAAAAGAUAAUUAUGGUCCAUGCAUAAUUGUUAUUGAUAACGCUCCGUAUCACAGCACCAAGGAAGCUCCAAAAUCUACAUCCCGAAAACAAGAGCUAUACGACUGGCUGAAUGAUAAUUUAGAGGGCCCUGAAAAGCUGAAACUAAAACCUGUAAAGCAAAUGAGACGACCUGAAUUAUGGAAAAUGGUUCAAGACCUUAAAAACGGAAAUGAAUAUUACAUUGUGGAUAAGGAGGCAUUGAAAUAUGGAAACACUGUUGUCCGAUUACCCCCAUAUAACUGCGACUUGAACCCAAUUGAGUACGUGUGGAAAGACAUCAAGCACGCAGUUAGGGCUGCAAACACACAGGGGACCGCUGAGUUUGCACAAGCUGAGGCUGAGAGAAUUAUGACAACAUACACAAAGGAACAAUGGCAGAAACACAUCAAACAUGUGCACCGGUUCGUAAAACCAAGAUUCGCUAUUAUGGGAAUAAUUCGCAAUUUCUACAUUAUUAUUGUAAAUAGAUUGGAGGACGAGUAUUGGAAAAAUGAUGGACAUUUUGAUGACUUCCUUGAUGACUUCCAAACACGUGUAGCUUCAGCCAACCCCAUUCGAAUUACAGCAGCAGAUGAUGUGUCUGACGACGAAGAUGAGGACCCUGACGAUGUUGACGAAGUAGUUGAUAGAUUCCGAAUGCAAAUACACAAUGAUAUUGAAUACUCACAGGCUGGGGAAGAAGAAGACUUGCCUGAAGAAGAAUGUGCAACUUCUAGGAGGAGAUUAACCUUCCCACCAGAAUCAACCUAGAUUUUAACUUCAAUGGAUUCAAUACAUAAUAAAUAUUAUAAAUAGUGAAUCCGAUUUGUACAUAGUGUUAAGAAUUAUUAUUCAUUAAAUUUGUACGAAAUUUUCAAAAAUAUGCCUACCCCUCUCUACUUAACAUUCUUGCAAAACUGAAAACUUUAAAAUAAUGUCCCGUUUAGUAAAAUACAAUAAGUUAUUAUUUGACCCUUCAGGGGCCCUUAACUCUUGACCUAUACGUCACAAAAACCAAAAAAUAUUUUUCUGAUUC
Messenger RNA from Folsomia candida, 1426 nucleotides. RefSeq lists its product as uncharacterized. Lineage: Eukaryota; Metazoa; Arthropoda; Collembola; Entomobryomorpha; Isotomidae. Gene Ontology annotation, molecular function: nucleic acid binding. The record is from RefSeq and is a predicted model, not a curated record. Bases 58 to 1161 code for a protein of 367 amino acids. The transcript has 7 exons.